GAAAAAAAAGUGCAUGUGCCAGCAGAACUGAGAAAGUUCAUAGAGUCGAGGUGCAGGAUGUCCCGUUAAGGAGAAAAGAAAAUCCUGCAAAGGAGCAGAAGCAACACAAGCUCCCGGGGUAAAGCAGUGCAACCCAGAGCAAAAGAAAUUCACCACACCUAUAUUUUUAAAGUGGGAAAAUGGGCUUUCCGACGAUAUUUAGUUGUCGCCGGAUUGUUCUCAAGGUGUUUUUGGUUCAGUUCAUCGCCUUUCAAGCAACAUAUGCUGCUCCUUCGCCUAUAAUCAGGUUUCCUGGAGACGAUACUACUCCCAAAACAGACAAAGAGGUUGCUUUGCACUAUCUGAAUAAGUUUUAUGGAUGCCCGCAAGACAGAUGUAACCUAAUGGUGCUAAAGGACACCCUGAAGAAAAUGCAAAAGUUCUUCUCUCUGCAAGAAACUGGAGAGAUUGAUGCCAAAACUGUGGAAAUCAUGAAAAAGCCCCGCUGUGGCGUCCCAGAUGUGGCCAACUACAAUUUCUUCCACAGGAAACCCAUGUGGCAGAAGAAAGACAUAACUUACAGAAUCCUUGGCUACAGUCCUGACCUGGAUGAGGAAGUCAUAAAUGACGCUUUCUUCAGAGCCUUCAAAGUAUGGAGUGACGUCUCCCCACUCUCGUUUACCCGCCUCAUGGACGGAGAGGCUGACAUCAUGAUUAAUUUUGGCCGCAAUGAGCACGGAGAUGGUUACCCCUUUGACGGCAAAGAUGGCCUCUUGGCUCAUGCCUUCGCUCCAGGGCCGGGAAUUGGGGGGGACUCCCACUUUGAUGAUGAUGAGCAGUGGACACUGGGAGACGGUCAAGUGGUAAAGGUAAAAUAUGGCAAUGCUGAUGGGGAGUUCUGUAAAUUCCCCUUCCUGUUCAUGGGCACUGAGUACAACAGCUGCACAGCCCAGGGCCGUGAUGAUGGCUUCCUGUGGUGCUCAACCACAUACAAUUUCGAUGAAGAUGGCAAAUAUGGAUUUUGCCCCCAUGAAUUACUAUUCACCAUCGCUGGAAACGCAGAUGGCGCUGCAUGUAAAUUCCCUUUCACCUUUCUGGGAGAGAAGUAUGAUGCAUGCACCACUCAAGGCAGGGAUGAUGGGUACCGCUGGUGUGCCACCACUGAGAACUAUGACCAGGACAAAACCUUUGGGUUCUGCCCUGAAACUGCCAUGUCCACGGUGGGCGGAAACGCAGAGGGAAGCCCCUGUGUCUUCCCCUUCACCUUCUUGGGUGACACCUACGACUCCUGUACCUCAUCUGGACGCAGCGAUGGUAAAAUGUGGUGCGCUUCCACCAAGAGUUAUGAUGACGACCGCAAAUGGGGAUUCUGUCCAGACCAAGGCUACAGUUUGUUCCUGGUGGCAGCCCAUGAGUUUGGUCAUGCCCUUGGCUUGGAGCACUCUCAGGACCCCGGAGCAUUGAUGGCCCCUAUUUACACUUACACCAAAGACUUCAGACUUCCUGAUGAUGACAUUAAAGGCAUCCAAGAGCUCUACGGUGUGCCGACAGACAAGCCGUUGCCUCCAACCCGGGGUCCAGUCACUCCAAUGGACAUCUGUAAAGAGCCACUUGUCUUUGAUGCUGUAGCACAGAUCAGAGGAGAGACCUUCUUCUUCAAGGACAGGUUCCUGUUCAGGUCAGUAAACUUCAGAAGCAAGCCCAACGGCCCUAUGCUGGUGGCCACCUACUGGCCAGACCUGCCUGCCAAGAUAGAUGCUGCCUAUGAAAACCCAGUGGAGGAAAAAACAGUGUUCUUCUCAGGCAACGAGAUGUGGGUCUACAAAGCCGAUGAGCUGGAGAGAGGCUAUCCCAAGAGGAUUUCAAGUCUUGAUCUACCCACCGACCUGCAGCAAAUUGACGCUGUCUUCAACUUUAGGAAGAACAGGAAGACUUACCUGUUUGCUGGGGACAAAUUCUGGAGAUACGAUGAAGAUAAUAAGAAAAUGGAUCUUGGCUUCCCCAAACUUAUUGCUGACUCCUGGAAUGGAAUCCCAGAUGGCAUAGAUGCUGCCUUCAGUCUUAAUGGCAUUGAUUACAGUUACUUCUUCAAAGACAACCACUAUUUCAAACUGGAAGACAGCAGCUUGAAGAUUGUCAAAUUGGGUGAAAUCACAAAGGACUGGCUCGGUUGUUGAGCAUUUCCAAAAC
Etheostoma spectabile (orangethroat darter) is the source of this 2169-nucleotide messenger RNA. RefSeq names its product matrix metallopeptidase 2 (gene mmp2). Gene Ontology annotation, cellular component: extracellular matrix. NCBI's taxonomy places the organism in Eukaryota, Metazoa, Chordata, Actinopteri, Perciformes, Percidae. Gene Ontology annotation, molecular function: zinc ion binding; metalloendopeptidase activity. The record is from RefSeq and is a predicted model, not a curated record. Gene Ontology annotation, biological process: collagen catabolic process; extracellular matrix organization; proteolysis. Bases 180 to 2156 code for a protein of 658 amino acids. The transcript is spliced from 13 exons.